Messenger RNA from Labeo rohita (rohu), 2232 nucleotides. RefSeq names its product SPRY_PRY_C-I_1 domain-containing protein. Gene Ontology annotation, molecular function: protein binding. The record is from RefSeq and is a predicted model, not a curated record. The coding region runs from base 94 to 1530 and encodes 478 amino acids. The transcript is spliced from 10 exons. NCBI's taxonomy places the organism in Eukaryota, Metazoa, Chordata, Actinopteri, Cypriniformes, Cyprinidae.
CUACAGAACAACAGUUCCGCUUCUUUUGACUGCAGUGACAGUCAAGAAUGUGUACAACACAAGAGUUUUUAUUGGAUUACAGUGUACAUAAAAAUGGCAUUUGCAGCAGAAAAUCAAGGUACUCUAAUUACCUUAAGUGAAGGUAGUCUCCAGGGUCCACACACAAAGAGGGAUGUAAGCGUAGCUGUAUCAUACCCAUUUAUUAAGCCAGAUCUGAAGGCUGAUCCACAGCGGAACAUUGUUAAAAUAAUAAAGUAUGCUGGGAAUGUCUUUCACCAGUGGAUCAGAGGUGUUCAGCAGAAUGAUGACUUACGUCUUGAUGAGUCAAAGUACAUAAUCAGAGAACUGGCUGCUGAACUAGACAGAGUUGUACAGUCAAAGAUAUUAGUGUCACAAAAGCUUAAAAAUAAAGGGACUACAGAAGAACAGGAAGAAGAACAGCAAUAUUAUAUUUUGCAAUGGGCUGAAGAUGUCGAAAACAUACAGACAAAACAAACAGACCAGGAAGAGAAACAGCAGACGACUUCUGAGCAGUUGUCAAAAGAAAUUCAAUUGACAAAAGCCAAAAAAAUCUUGUCUGAGUUGUUCUGGCAAUUGAAAGACAUGAAACAGAACUCAGUACGUCCAAAUGGGGAAUGGGAAGAAACAUUGAGGGAUCUCCACAAAGAGUGGAAGCAGGGAGAGUCCAGCAUACUUCCAGUAAUGGACUGCAUGAUGUGGACAGUACUACAGUCAAAAAGCUCUGAGGAUUCAGUCCCCAGACAGUGGGUGAAGAGUAAGCAGAGAUCCAAAAACACAGGUGAAGAUUGCUUUGGUCUUUCCCGCAGAGAAUUUACAUGCAGAAUACAUGUCCCAGAGAAUGAUUAUAGAAACUGCAUUCAAUAUAUGUGUAAAGGGUUAUGUCAAAUCGUUUUUUUUUUUUGUUGUUGUUGUCUUUUCUUCUCUUCUGUAGUUGGAUUAUGCAUUCCUAACCCAGUUUGGAAUUGGAUAACAAGAUCAACAGCGGAUGUAGUUCUGGACCCAAACACAGCCAAUCCAGAUCUCCUAGUCUCUGAAGAUGGAAAAUAUUUGAGAGCAAAAAAAUAUGGUCAUGAAUCCUGGAAAGAGUUCCAAAUAAAGCGAUCUAAAUUUGAUGGCUGGACUUGUGUCCAAGCUAAAGAGGGUUAUAACACAGGUCAUCAUUACUGGGAGGUAGAUGUGAGGAAGAAACAUGAAUGGCGAGUGGGAGUUGUGAAGGAAUCUGCUCUUCGGAAUGGCUAUGUUACAAUGAACACAAAAGCAGGAUACUGGAAUCUGCGCCUGCAACUAGGAACUUUGAUGGCUUUGACUGAACCAGUGACGAAACUCAACCUGCUAAAACCAUCUAAAAUUGGAGUUUAUCUGAACUUAGAAGAGGGCCAUGUGUCCUUCUAUGAUGCAGAGAAAAGGAGACAUAUCUACACCUUUAACACAGAGUGUACUGGAAAGGAAAACAUUUACCCAAUGUUUGGCACUGUUGAGACAGACAGAGCGUUGAUGAUUUCAUCAUAAAAUGUAUUUCAGUUUAAUACAUACCUCAUGAUCCUUACUUCACGUACAGGAUUAGUGUUUAGUAUAUGUGAAUGUAAAUUAUUUGUAGCUGCAAUGUUUAUUUUAUUUUUGGGCAGAAUAUGCAAAAUUAUUGAAAGUAAAUAUAUAAAUAUAUAGUUAUUUAUAUAUGUAAUUAUGCAUACAUCUAAUAUUAAUAGAAUAAAUCGAUUCAAAUACUGUAUACCAUAUAACAAAACAAGCCUCUGUUAUUUCACUGACUGUAAGUUUUAAAAUUCAGAGUUUACAAUGCAUUUCUGCAUAUUAACAAAAUAAUUCAUUUUUGUUCAAUAAAUAUACUGUUGUUAAAAUAUGUUAAUAUAAAACAUAUAUUUUAAAAUACAGAAACAAAACCAUUUUAAUAUGUAAAGAUUCUGAAAGCAUUGAAGGAGAUCCCAUAGUAAUUUAAUAACAACAAAUUAUAUUUUAUGAUUAAAAGCAUGUUUUUAAAUAUGAUUUUAAAUAUGAUUUCAUUCUAAACUUGGUGAUUAUCUCUAAGAUGGACACCCAACAUAAUAUACGAUGAAUAUAUGAUUUACCAUGUCAACAAAUGGAAAAGUCAGCCAUCUAUUAAUUAUCAUGUUAAUUAUUGUGCCUUUUAGCCCCAACAGCAAGGGUGCCUUUUACCCAAUUCCCAGUUUUGAUUCCCAGUUUCGAUUCCAAUGU